CUGCAAAUGCCCUUUCCGUGGCAAACUCCGUCGCGGUGAGAUCGGCCACGUGAGCUCCGGGUGGACCUCAGAAGCGGGAAGAUGGCCACGGUCGUGGCCGGUGGGAGUGGACUGGCAAGUCGGCGGCCGUCCCCCGACUCCCUCUCAAACACAGUAGUUACUAGGAAAGUGAAAGGAGGACACAUAGAUGUGCAUCCGUCGGAAAAGGCACUCAUUGUUCACUAUGAAGUGGAAGCUACCAUUCUUGGGGAAAUGGGGGAUACCAUGUUGGGCGAACGGAAGGAAUGUCAAAAAAUCAUUCGUCUGAAGAGCCUCAAUGCAAACACCGAUAUCAAUUCUCUGGCUCGGAAGGUGGUGGAGGAAUGUAAGCUCAUUCAUUCCUCCAAACUAGCAGAAGUGGAACAGCUGUUGUACUACCUGCAGAACCGCCGAGAUGCCGUUUCAGGUAAAGAGAAAAAGGAGAAAUCCACCAAGCCAAAAGAUCCACCGCCCUUUGAGGGAACAGAGAUCGACGAACUUGCCAAUAUCAACGACAUGGACGAGUACAUUGAGUUGUUGUAUGAAGAUAUCCCUGACAAGGUGCGGGGCUCUGCUCUUAUCCUGCAGCUCGCCCGGAAUCCCGAUAACCUGGAAGAACUACUUCUCAAUGAAACUGCCCUCGGUGCAUUAGCCAGAGUACUGAGAGAAGACUGGAAGCAAAGUGUGGAAUUGGCUACUAACAUAAUUUAUAUUUUCUUCUGCUUUUCCAGUUUUUCCCAGUUUCACGGAUUAAUCACUCACUAUAAAAUUGGAGCGCUGUGUAUGAAUAUCAUCGACCACGAGUUGAAAAGACACGAGCUCUGGCAGGAGGAGCUCUCGAAGAAGAAGAAAGCUGUGGAUGAAGAUCCUGAGAACCAAACCCUGAAAAAGGAUUAUGAAAAAACAUAUAAGAAGUACCAGGGGCUGGUGGUGAAGCAGGAGCAGCUCUUACGAGUUGCUCUCUAUUUGCUUCUGAACCUCGCUGAAGAUACCCGGACCGAACUGAAGAUGAGAAACAAAAACAUAGUUCACAUGCUAGUGAAGGCACUAGAUCGGGACAACUUCGAGCUCCUUAUUCUGGUGGUGUCUUUUCUAAAGAAACUGAGCAUUUUUAUGGAGAACAAGAAUGACAUGGUGGAAAUGGAUAUUGUGGAAAAACUAGUGAAAAUGGUACCUUGCGAGCAUGAAGACCUGUUGAACAUAACCCUCAGGCUUCUACUAAACCUCUCGUUUGACACCGGCCUAAGGAAUAAGAUGGUGCAAGUCGGACUGCUCCCCAAACUCACGGCACUUCUAGGAAACGAAAACUACAAGCAGAUAGCAAUGUGUGUUCUCUACCACAUAAGUAUGGAUGACCGUUUCAAGUCGAUGUUUGCUUACACUGACUGCAUACCACAGCUAAUGAAGAUGCUCUUCGAAUGCUCAGAUGAACGCAUUGACCUGGAGCUGAUUUCCUUCUGCAUUAAUCUUGCCGCCAACAAAAGGAAUGUCCAACUUAUCUGUGAGGGAAAUGGAUUGAAGAUGCUCAUGAAGAGAGCCCUGAAGUUCAAAGAUCCACUGUUGAUGAAGAUGAUUAGGAACAUUUCACAGCACGAUGGGCCAACGAAGAAUCUGUUUGUGGAUUAUGUUGGAGAUCUCGCAGCCCAAAUCUCUAAUGAUGAAGAGGAAGAAUUUGUAAUCGAAUGCCUGGGAACACUUGCGAAUCUGACCAUACCUGACUUGGAUUGGGAACUUGUACUCAAGGAAUACAAGCUGGUCCCGUACCUUAAGGAUAAACUGAAACCAGGUUCUGCGGAAGAUGACCUCGUUUUAGAAGUGGUUAUAAUGAUUGGAACCGUAUCCAUGGAUGAUUCGUGUGCAGCACUGUUAGCCAAAUCGGGGAUCAUUCCAGCCCUCAUUGAAUUGUUGAACGCUCAGCAAGAAGAUGACGAAUUUGUGUGCCAGAUUAUCUAUGUCUUCUAUCAGAUGGUCUUCCACCAAGCCACUCGAGAUGUCAUCAUUAAAGAGACACAGGCUCCAGCUUAUCUUAUAGACCUGAUGCACGAUAAAAAUGCCGAGAUCCGUAAAGUCUGUGAUAAUACAUUAGAUAUUAUAGCGGAAUAUGAUGAAGAAUGGGCUAAAAAAAUCCAGAGUGAGAAGUUCCGCUGGCACAACUCCCAGUGGCUGGAGAUGGUGGAAAGUCGCCAGAUGGAUGAGAAUGAACAAUUUUUGUAUGGGGAUGAUGGGAUUGAGCCAUAUAUCCACGAAGGCGAUAUUCUAGAGAGGCCAGACCUUUACUACAGCUCCGAUGGACUUCUGGUCCCUGAAGGAACAGUGAGUCCUGAGUUCUUCAAUGAAUUUCACCUGCAAAAUGGAGAUCUGGUGGGGCAGCACUCAUUCCCAAGCAGCAGCUUUCCCCCAAGGAUGUCGAAGGGCUUUACAAGCACUAACUAAGCCUCCCAAACACCCCUGCCAGCUUUAACCUCGGAGUGGAUGGUUUUGGCCAGCCAGUCGACAUUCCGGGACGCCCUCCCACAGCGUAUGGAUUUCGCCCCGAUGAACCGUACUACUACGGCUAUGGAGCUCGAUAAAGCUACCCGCUCCCCAGUACCCCUUUUGCUCUUUCCCCGGUAGCAUACUCUGUGCGUGUUUGCGUGUUUAUGUGUAUUUGUGACUAUCCGACUUUGGACCUUGAUCUGGUAAUGCAUGCUGAUACCAUGUAGGUCUGCUUGAUGUUUUCCUUUUCCAGGGUGUCAGCCGCGGGAUGAGCCGGGGCCCUUCUCUCUCUUGUUAGUCCUGCCGAAGGUGACCCCGCUCACCCGUUAGGUGGAUGGAGUCGUCUGUCUCUUGAGGCAGUCCGGAAUUUACCGCGAGACUUGAAAAUGAAUGCUAAGAAGCGCCCAGACUGGAAAGCAAACCCUAGUGUAUGUCUAUUGAGCGGCUAAUUUAAUUUCUAUUAAAGACAUGAGGCACCCGGUGAUGCUGAUGACUAA
Ornithorhynchus anatinus (platypus) is the source of this 2990-nucleotide messenger RNA. It is a transcript of the gene KIFAP3, whose product is annotated as kinesin associated protein 3. The transcript is spliced from 21 exons. Gene Ontology annotation, molecular function: kinesin binding. The record is from RefSeq and is a predicted model, not a curated record. Gene Ontology annotation, cellular component: axoneme; kinesin II complex; ciliary transition zone. Gene Ontology annotation, biological process: cilium organization; microtubule-based movement. NCBI's taxonomy places the organism in Eukaryota, Metazoa, Chordata, Mammalia, Monotremata, Ornithorhynchidae. The coding region runs from base 82 to 2451 and encodes 789 amino acids.